AUGGGUAAAGGAAUAGUUUUGCUUCUAAGGGAGAGACAGACAUCCCUUGACAAUACUGAGGACAAUGAAUUUCAAUCUACUGACAUUUAUGAAACAAAAUUUUCCUCGCUUUCAUAUUCAUGCGCAUUUCUACCUGUCUUGUCUCAUAGUUUGCUAAACAUAGAAGAGUUGACGGAAAUAUUAAGAAGAGGACCCGAAAAUAGAUAUUGUGGAGUUAUAAUCACCAGUCAGAGAGCUGUUGAAGGUUUAAUGCUUGCUUGGAAGAAAGCCUUUGACCAUAAUGCUGAUGGCAAUCUGCCAAUUUUCAUUGUAGGAAAAUCAACUUCGAAGAUAUUGAAAGAAUUAAAUUUUAACACGCUCGGUCCAGAAUCUGCAAAGUCAGGCACCUCAGAGUUACUUGCGGAAUACAUAAUUCAAUUUAUUGGUCAAAACAAAAUACUAAACAUUCAACCGGAAACAUCCCUUUUGUUUCUCGUGGGCGACAAACGUCGUGACGAACUUCCAUCCCGGUUGUCAAGUGUUGGCAUAAAAUUAGAAGAAUUGUUGAUUUAUAGAACUGAAAAGCGUGAAGGUUUUUACGCGGAACUCGAUAGAACCGCAAAAGAAUAUGAAAGAAUCGAUUGGACGGUGUUUUUUAGCCCUAGUGGUGUAGACGUAGCUUUAGAUGAUCUUAAGAAAACCGAAUUUUGGGAUGAGACAAAGGUCGCAGCCAUUGGAAAGACCACGGGAAAUUAUCUUGAAGCGGUUAAAGGUACAAGGGUUCACAUCGUGUCCCCCAAACCCGAUCCAGAAAGCUUGGUAAACAGUAUCAACGAAUACGAAGCCACCGCUUCUCGUUCUAUAGUGGAUGAGUAA
Molecule: messenger RNA, 855 nt
Organism: Acaulospora morrowiae
Lineage: Eukaryota; Fungi; Glomeromycota; Glomeromycetes; Diversisporales; Acaulosporaceae
Source: the annotation of a GenBank genome assembly